GCAUCUUCUAGGACGGUGACAAUAAUUCCUCAGCAGCUGCUGUGAUUUCUGGUGAACGGAUCACGUGGCAUCGAUAUUGUAUUCACGUUUCUCAGCGUGAAUCACUUCGGCAGUCGGAGGGAUUCUCGUUCCGGUGUGGAAACCUAGCAGCACUUCUCAUCGUGUAUCUCUUGUGUUCUUCCUCUCAUUUCAUCAUCCUCUUCAUCUUUGUGUAAACAACGCGAAGCUUCGUAUGGACUAAACCUGUCAAAUCUCCUGAUAUCCAUCAACUUGCUUAACCAUGUUCGCUACACUGCUGAAAGCUCUGUUACUUCUCUUCUGUCUCGUGCUCGUUUCUCGUCUUUUCUUCCUCGCUGUGAUUGUUCCUUGGUUGAUCAGAGAUCCCCAUGUCAUCAAGGAUCCUGCCAAGUGCCGGCUGGUGAUCGCCGCUGAUGGCAGCUUUGUCGGCAAACGAAACCUCUUGUCUCCGGUGAAAUCGCGUGCACUGUCAAACACACGGAUCCAGGCUGCCUUUGGAAUCCACAACGCGUUCACCAGCGGGGACCAUGACUAUGUGGUCGAAUUCGUUACCAAAGCCAAGGAGUACCUCAACGUCAGAGCAGAGGACUGGGUGCAAAGAGCGGAUUCUCUCCAAGACGCCGCGCAGGUCUGGGUUGAGCAUCCCAAUGGGGAAAUCCACCUCGCCAGCAUGGCCCAGUCCCUUACUCUGCGGUUCAUGAUGUUGACACUCUUCGACACUCAUUUCCGCCCGCCUCACAACACCAACUCCUACCUCGCCGGCUUUGCUCGGGCCAUUAACCAGGCUUGGAUGUUUGCGAAGGAGGAAUCCGGGCUGAUCCGCUUCAACCACAACGACAUCCUGCGUGAUAACAUCACGGCCUUUUUCCCGGCAUACGAUUUCAUGCAAGGCACCGACAACCCGCUCAACUUCAUCCUCCCGGGUUACGAGACCACCUGGCGCGUUGUCAUUCGUUUGUUUCUCGAGAUCCGACGUGCUCGGAACCAGGACUGGAUCGACACUAUGGCAUUGUAUGCCCUGGAGCCCACCAAGAUCAACUUUCUGGACAAGACGCGUGGUGGUGUGUCGGUCGAAAAUCUAGUGAUGGAGGCCCUUCGUCUGUACCCACCUACCCGACGCAUCCAUCGCACAUUCCAUUUCGACAACGAGAAGAAGAGCACCGUCGAUGAAGUCUCGUACUCGGCUGAUAUCGAGGCCUGCCACUUGUCGAAGAAGAUUUGGGGUCGCGAUGCUCUGGAAUUCAACCCACUCCGCUGGGCCCAUGUGACCAAUGAGCAGAGCGACGCGUUUAUGCCCUUUGGAGCCGCGCCUUUCGAAUGUCCGGCGAAGCGUGUGUUCGGUCCUCGGAUCAUCGCCAUCGUGGCUUCGAUGAUGGUCGGAGAAGUGGAGGAGCGAGGAACUUGGAGACUCGUCGGCCGUGAUAAGCAAUCUGCUGACGAGUAUGUGAAGGGGGUCCGUUUGGAUAACGAUCGCGGCGCGUACGACGAUCUAUUCCUUUACCUGAACGACGAUAGCGAGGAGGAGUAUUGAUCGCUUCCUCGUUCCAUCGUCUAUUCUCCCUUUGCAUCGUCUUUGGCGUCUCGGUUGUCGACUGCUCGGUGGGAUGGGUUUUUCGUGGUCUGGUGCAGAUGGUGAAUGGUGCAAGGCCGUCUCGUGGAUUGCAUUGGCUUGAUUGUAUUUUAUCU
Messenger RNA from Aspergillus sclerotioniger CBS 115572, 1704 nucleotides. RefSeq lists its product as uncharacterized. Lineage: Eukaryota; Fungi; Ascomycota; Eurotiomycetes; Eurotiales; Aspergillaceae. The transcript has a single exon. Gene Ontology annotation, molecular function: iron ion binding; heme binding; oxidoreductase activity, acting on paired donors, with incorporation or reduction of molecular oxygen. The record is from RefSeq and is a predicted model, not a curated record. The coding region runs from base 281 to 1549 and encodes 422 amino acids.